AAGUGUAUAUGCCCCCCUCCCUCCAAAAGUACAAAAUAUAACUUGCAAGCAGGUGUUGCUUGUAGCAGAACAGAGCCAAAUGGCAUUCCUCGCUCAGCCCCCGCUCUGCCUCUUUCUCUUGGUGUUCAUCUCGUCCUCCUGGUCCAUGGGGGCUGCAGCUGCGGCGUUUCCUAUUUCGGAAGGGCUCGUGUGGAAAGACCGCAAGUAUUUCCAGGUCCCGGCAGACAUAAAAAGGAGUGAGAUUCUCGCCUUCCUCUCUGGGCUGGCCGACUGGGUGUCCCACGUGAAUGAAGCCCCCCUGUCAAGGCAGGAGAAGACUGACCUCCGUCCCCGGCAAGAGCGAGCGACCUUUCCUCAGCCCCCAGUUCGGGAAAAAGCGCCUUGCAAGAACUUCUUCUGGAAGACGUUCUCCUCCUGCUAACAGGACUAUGUCCCCGGAAUGCUUCCUUAGCACCAUCGGACUCUCUCGAGAUGAGUACGAUCAGUGACAGC
This is a messenger RNA of Euleptes europaea (tarantolino), 492 nucleotides long. It is a transcript of the gene CORT, whose product is annotated as cortistatin. Gene Ontology annotation, molecular function: hormone activity. NCBI's taxonomy places the organism in Eukaryota, Metazoa, Chordata, Lepidosauria, Squamata, Sphaerodactylidae. The transcript has 2 exons. Gene Ontology annotation, biological process: regulation of cell migration. Gene Ontology annotation, cellular component: extracellular region. The coding region runs from base 80 to 421 and encodes 113 amino acids. The record is from RefSeq and is a predicted model, not a curated record.